AUGGCAGUGAAGAAGAAUGCCAGGAAAGAUAUAGCGCUGGGAUGCUGGUUGAUCAAUAACUCGGUUGGGGUUUCUCAUCUCCUCCUCUCCAAGGCUAGUAUUCGCAGGGGAAGUCGGAAAGCCCGCCCACAAGGCGGGGCUAGUUCAUGGAAUGGUAAAGAUUCUCAUGCAGCCAGACCAAGGGCCUUUGCCCCCGUGUUUGAUUUCGGCCCCUGCACCUCGAUGAUGUCGAGCUCAGGGCCGGGGAUCCCGUCGGCUUCCGUGCACGGAGGCCUUGGGGAUUACGUGAGGCAAGUCUUCCCCGCUUACACUUGCGGAGGCCGUGAAAUGGCCGGAGUGUUCUGGGACCGUUACUCCUCUUGUCCGGGGAACCCGAAUGGGAAUCAGUCCUCCUUUUCCAUAGACGCGAUAUUGGGGAAAGAGAACAGUGUUUCCAGAAGACACGACAGGAACGAAUUCUCACCUCGAUCUUUCCCGUUGCCCGGUCAAGGGAGGAUCUACGCUUCGAAUCGCAAGACCAAAGAGGACCCUCCAGCUGAAAUUCAGCAGAAAUUACAGCUGAAAAUCAGCUGCUUCUGUAGGUGGACCUCCGACAAGAAUAGUCAACAAAAACAUUCUCGUUCCACCAGUGGUGUUUACACUUAG
Darwinula stevensoni is the source of this 645-nucleotide messenger RNA. NCBI's taxonomy places the organism in Eukaryota, Metazoa, Arthropoda, Ostracoda, Podocopida, Darwinulidae. The record is from the annotation of a GenBank genome assembly.